UCACUAUAACAACUGAUCAUGUGUUUUGAACUUUAGAAGAGUUUAGUCUUAGUACACAAGCAUGGACUUCCAUGCUAUCGCGGUGUUUGUUUGUUACAUAGUUCUAUUUCAAGCAUCAUCAAUAGAAUGCAACUACCAUCUCUCUUAUUCCAACAACAUCACAACAUCAGACCAGGAGGCUACAGUAGCCGGUAUUAUACUGGGAGUCUUAUUUACCCUGGGGAUCAUGAUAUCUGUAGCAGUGUGUAUCGCCCUAUUCUGCUGUAAAUCUAAGAACGGCAGUAACCGACUGGUCAGUCAUAAUGACGUCAGACACUCCUCCCCCACCACCGUCACUUUUGUCACCAACAACAGUCCUUCUAGCCCCGGUCAUUUCCCGGUCUGUGCCGAGGGACCCCCUCCUUACCGCUCUUUAUUUCCGAGGUCGCCACCACAAGGCACCACGCCACAGCAGACGAUACCUAUUUCACCACCACCAAUGUAUUCAGAAACAUAA
This is a messenger RNA of Saccostrea cuccullata (small rock oyster), 496 nucleotides long. RefSeq names its product cysteine and tyrosine-rich protein 1-like. NCBI's taxonomy places the organism in Eukaryota, Metazoa, Mollusca, Bivalvia, Ostreida, Ostreidae. The transcript has 4 exons. The record is from RefSeq and is a predicted model, not a curated record. Bases 62 to 496 code for a protein of 144 amino acids.